AUGAACCAACAGUGUAAAGUCUGCGGUGAGCCUGCGGCUGGAUUUCACUUUGGUGCAUUCACUUGCGAGGGCUGUAAGUCUUUCUUCGGGCGAACAUACAACAAUCUAUCUUCAAUAUCAGAAUGCAAGAAUAAUGGAGAAUGCGUCAUCAACAAGAAAAACAGAACCGCUUGCAAAGCAUGCCGGUUACGGAAAUGCUUGUUAGUCGGUAUGUCGAAAUCGGGUUCAAGAUAUGGAAGAAGAUCUAAUUGGUUUAAAAUUCACUGUCUCUUACAAGAGCAACAACAGCAGCAUAUGCAACAAAUGCAGACCAGUAAAUCGCCUCCCACGUUUAAUUCUACUAUUAACCCAUCAUUCCUACCAACAAAUUUGUUACCUGCCGCGGCCUUAGCAGAAUAUUAUAAGAGUUCUGAAAAAAAUCCUUUUAGCGAGGACGUAACGAGGCAAAGUGUCUCGCCAUCAGAUUCUGGAGCCUCAUCAGCAGAUCCAGAAGAUGAUAAUAGUUCUAGAAGUACUAGUGGCUUAAGCAUUUUUAGACCAGCAUCAUCUCCGUGCAGCGAAAAAGAUGUUCGGUUGCAAGUUCUUAGAAAUCAAAAUAAAGAUUUACGAAGAAAGAAACCGUCAACAUUGCCAUCAUCGCCUUAUAGCACAGCUACUGCCACACCUAGUUACCCUCCAAGACGAAGCCCCUUUUUACCGACGGCAAUACAGAACUUUAGAUCUAUGCCACCUGGAAUAACUACGUGGCAAAAUCGUAAUGGAGGAGAUCUGAUACUUCAUUCGCCAGCUGUUGCUGGUGUGGCAAUAGAACAAGAACAGCCAAUAGACCUGUCUAUAAAAUCGACUGCUGUUUUAUUUAGAAGCCCUAAAAGAGAUGAGAUAAGUGAUUCGGAACCUGAACUGAGUAUUGACUUAAAUGAAGAUAAUGGAAAGGACAUGAUGAAAAAUCCUCUCGAUUUAAGCCUUGUCCCGAAACGAACGGAAGAAGUUCCGAUGACUGGAUAA
Messenger RNA from Parnassius mnemosyne (clouded apollo), 1005 nucleotides. The record is from the annotation of a GenBank genome assembly. Lineage: Eukaryota; Metazoa; Arthropoda; Insecta; Lepidoptera; Papilionidae.